Pyricularia oryzae 70-15 is the source of this 1644-nucleotide messenger RNA. RefSeq lists its product as uncharacterized. The record is from RefSeq and is a predicted model, not a curated record. The coding region runs from base 155 to 1150 and encodes 331 amino acids. The transcript has a single exon. NCBI's taxonomy places the organism in Eukaryota, Fungi, Ascomycota, Sordariomycetes, Magnaporthales, Pyriculariaceae.
GUUGAUUUCCACUGCUAAUUUAGUUUCCAUCGGACAUGAGCUUGUAUUCAAUAUGAAUUAAACGUUUAUUGAAAUCUAGCCAUUUAUCGAUUCGCACGAUGGGCUACCGCCGCCUGUCAGGAUUUACACUUCCCUCUAGGCUUCAUCACGCAUUAUGACCUUUCUCAGAGACCUCAUUCGCGAUGAGCGCACCAUCGGCGCCGGCAUCGGCCUGCUUGCAACCGCAACCAUCGGAAUAGUUUACUUCUUCCUGGAGGCGGUACAGGACUCAAACGAAGUCACCUUGCCGCCGCCGAAAGCUACAUACAUCACGCAGGAGACCGAGGACUCGCUUCAACCAGAUACCCUCGAGAGCCUACUGGGUCACUACAACUAUGCGAUCCGCGAGGUGGCCUCCAAGAUCGUUUGCGACAGAGCACUGAACGACCCGGCGACCGUCGACUUUCUGCUGUGGGGCAUCACGCGGCCGGACUACGAUGAGCGGUUCAGGAGCCUGCGGACUCUGGCGCUGAUCACCGACCAGGCGCACCUCAGUAUUCUGCAUACACCAAAGGCAUACUCGGCGCUCGUCAGGUCGCUCGAGUUCUGCGCGCUCGAGUUCCCAUGUGAGCGAAUGCUCGACCCGCACCAUGACGACUAUUACCUCCGUGACAUGGCCGAGAAGUUCUGCCUGAUGUUUGUAGCGCAGCUGAUCAAAAAAUACGACCCGGAGCUCCUCAUCAAAGCCCGGUUCGUGGAGAAGUGGCUCGCACGUCAGCCGUGGGGCGAGGGUGAGGCGGAGAGGCAGCACAACUACUCGCAGUACGUGUCGCGGCGGCUGAACAGGAUCAGCGAGGUGUGCAGGCUCGUAAAGGAGUCUUAUGCAGGGCGCAAGGCGCUGCAGGAUGCGGGCCUAAUCACCAAGGAAGAGGCGGCGGGCUCCGAGGUGGACGAGUGCGGAAAUCACCACGAGGCGGCCAGGUUGAGCCUGGUGCUAAGCAUAACGGGCGAGGCUAUAGACCUGCACGAGGUCGAAACGUACCAGCCCAGGGUUCUAGAACAGAGUGCAGAGGAACAAAGGCUGAGACGACAGCAUCGAGAGGCCAUGGUACUCAAUGACGGGACGAGACCGCUUGGCAGGGGCGAUAUCAUUGAAAGAGGCCACGACUGAAGACCUGUUGGUAGCCGGGGGCCACAGUUACCGGCCUUGUACUAUACUCGAUGGAGAUAUGCACACUCAAUAAGAGCAGGGGGGUUUAUCUUGAUUCGUCGUCCGGGAUAAGAGACUCCAUGGUAUAUUUGGUUGCUGUGACCCGGCCCGAGCGUACCAUGUCCUAUGGAAAGAUCGAGAAACAAGAAAGAAUCGACACGACCAAGAUGACCUGUCGAUUUCGUAUACCCUAGGAGUCGGCAACCGGUAACACUUGUACAGUAAAUAUCGACAGGCCGUUAUAGCUAUUUUCCAUUACCACCAACAACACAAGGCUAGUCCAUAUCCGGCGGUUGGACUGGAAAUGAAAGCGGAGUGGUGCCACUAUCAAGCAGGAACAGGUGGGCCUGUCAUAAUUAUUUAGAGCUGCUUUGACAACGUGCACAUUCAUUCAGGUACACAAAUGGAACGUCCAUUUUAUGCAUGAUCAAUAAAGUCUCAGCAAGGUUGGCCGG